Messenger RNA from Liolophura sinensis, 1695 nucleotides. Its product is annotated as serine-aspartate repeat-containing protein F-like. NCBI's taxonomy places the organism in Eukaryota, Metazoa, Mollusca, Polyplacophora, Chitonida, Chitonidae. The record is from RefSeq and is a predicted model, not a curated record. Bases 1 to 1695 code for a protein of 564 amino acids. The transcript has 2 exons.
AUGGCAGAUGGACCGAGACAUAACCCUAGACACAGACCCAGACAUACCCCUAGACACAGACCCAGACAUAACCCUCGUCACGGACUGAGACAUAACCCUAGUCACGGACCCAGACAUAACCCUAGUCACGGACCCAGACAUAACCCAAGACACGGACCCAGACAUAACCGUAGACACGGACCCAGACAUACCCCUAGACACGGACCCAGAUAUAACCCUAGUCACGGACCCAGAUGUAACCCUAGACUCGGACCCAGACAUAACCCUAGACACGGACCCAGAUGUAACCCUAGACACGGACCCAGACAUAACCCUAGACAUGGACCCAGACAUACCCCUAGUCACGGACCCAGACAUAACCCUAGACACAGACCAAGACAUAACCCUAGACACGGACCCAGACAUAACCCUAGACACAGACCAAGACAUAACCCUAGACAGGGACCCAGACAUAACCCUAGACACAGACCCAGACAUACCCCUAGACACAGACCCAGACAUAACCCUCGUCACGGACUGAGAAUAACCCUAGUCACGGGCCCAGACAUAACCCUAGUCACGGACCCAGACAUAACCCUAGACACAGACCAAGACAUAAUCCUAGACACGGACCCAGACAUAACCCUAGACACAGACCAAGACAUACCCCUAGACAGGGACCCAGACAUAACCCUAGUCACGGACCCAGACAUAACCCUAGACACAGACCAAGACAUAACCCUAGACACGGACCCAGACAUAACCCUAGACACCGACCCAGACAUAACCCUAGACACAGACCCAGACAUACCCCUAGACACGGACCCAGACAUAACCCUAGACACGGACCCAGACAUAACCCUAGACACAGACUCAGACAUAAUCCUAGACACCGACCAAGACAUAACCCUAGACAGGGACCCAGACAUAACCCUAGUCACAGACCCAGACAUAACCCUAGACACAGACCCAGACAUAACCCUAGACACGUACCCAGACAUAACCCAAGACACGGACCCAGACAUAACCCUAGACACGGACCCAGACAUAACCCUAGACACAGACCCAAACAUACCCCUAGACACGGACCCAGACAUAACCCUAGUCAAGGACCCAGACAUAACCCAAGACACAGACCAAGACAUAACCCUAGACACGGACCCAGACAUACCCCUAGACACGGACCCAGACAUACCCCUAGACACGGACCCAGACAUAACCCUAGACAUGGACCCAGACAUACCCCUAGACACGGACCCAGACAUAACCCUAGACACGGACUCAGACAUAACCCUAGACACGGACCCAGACAUAACCCUAGACAUGGACCCAGACAUACCCCUAGACACGAACCCAGACAUAAACCUAGACACAGACACAGACAUAACCCUAGACAGGGACCCAGACAUAACCCUAGACACGGACCCAGACAUAACCCUAGACACAGACCCAGACAUAAACCUAGACACGGACCCAGACAUAACCCCAGACAAGGACCCAGACAUAACCCUAGACACGGACCCAGACAUAAACCUAGACACGGACCCAGACAUAACCCUAGACACGGACACAGACAUACCCCUAGACACGUACCCAGACAUAACCCUAGACACGGACACAGACAUAACCCUAGACACGGACCCAGACAUACCCCUAGACACGGACCCAGACAUACCCCUAGACACGGACCCAGACAUACCCCUAGUCACGGACUGA